Messenger RNA from Monodelphis domestica (gray short-tailed opossum), 945 nucleotides. Its product is annotated as olfactory receptor 9A4-like. Gene Ontology annotation, biological process: G protein-coupled receptor signaling pathway. NCBI's taxonomy places the organism in Eukaryota, Metazoa, Chordata, Mammalia, Didelphimorphia, Didelphidae. Gene Ontology annotation, molecular function: G protein-coupled receptor activity; olfactory receptor activity. The record is from RefSeq and is a predicted model, not a curated record. Gene Ontology annotation, cellular component: membrane.
AUGUCUGACAACCACUCAGGAAUUCUGGAAUUGAAACUGCUCGGGUUUUCUGGCUCACAAGAGUUCCGCCACAUGCUCUUUUCCAUAUUCUUCCUCCUUUACAUGGUGACAAUUAUUGGAAAUUCACUCAUCGUUAUUAUGGUAUGUAUGGAUUACCGCCUCCACUCUCCCAUGUAUUUCUUCCUCGGUAACAUCUCUGCUAUGGAGAUUUUAACCACCACCAUUGUUAUACCUACUAUGUUGGGAGGGUUACUGACCACCCAAAUUCAGACAAUGUCUUUUGGUGCAUGUAUGGCUCAACUCUUUCUUUUACUUUCUGUGGGGACUUCACAGUUUGUGUUGUUGGCAGCAAUGGCUGUAGACCGAUAUGUAGCUAUCUGUAAUCCCCUAAGGUACAGUGUCAUCAUGAACCACCAAGUCUGCCUCUGGGUGGUCAUUGUGUCCUGGGUAUUUGGGUUUCUCUUCCAAAUCUGGCCAAUUGUUGCAACAUGCCAGCUUUACUUCUGUGGGCCAAAUGUACUGAAUCAUUUCUACUGUGAGAGAGGCCAACUGCUCAGACUCACUUGUGGCGACAGCAGGUUUCAGCAAUUCAUCCUCUUUUUGAUGGCAGCUUUUGUUCUCUUUGGCUCUUUGCUUCCAACCAUAAUUUCCUAUAUAUACAUCAUCUGUACCAUCCUGAGGAUUCCUUCUGCAUCUGGCAGGAGGAAAGCCUUUUCUACAUGUGCCUCCCACUUCACCAUGGUAGUGAUAGGAUAUGGAAGUUGCUUAUUUCUCUAUGUGAAACCCAAGCAGACUGAUGCAAUUGAGUAUAACAAGAUGAUUUCCCUGAUUACAUCAGUAGUGACUCCAUUGCUGAACCCCUUCAUCUUUACUCUGAGGAAUGACCAAUUUAUAGAAGUCUUGAGAGAUGGAAUGAAACGGUUAAGUCAUCUCCUUAAGAAGUAG